UUCCACAGCGCUCAGCAUGGCUGGCUUCGCCGACUUGAACCUCCCGCAGGGGUCGGACAAGAAGUCUCUGCACGGUCUGCUGGAGACCGCAGCACACUUGGGAUAUUCUGUGGUUGCUCUGAAUCAUGUCAUCGAUUUUAAAGAAAAGAAACAGGAAAUCGUCAAGCCAGUAUCUCCUUCAGAGUUGUUUCCAUCUUUGCCUGUUGUGCAAGGGACAUCUAAAAGAAUUAAAGUUUUAACACGGCUAACACUUAUUAUUUCUGAUCCUUCCCACUGUAAUCUAUUGAGAUCAACAUCUCCAAAUAUAAGGUUAUAUGACAUCAUAGCAGUAUUUCCGAAGACUGAGAAACUGUUCCACAUCGCUUGUACAACUCUAGACGUGGAUCUGGUAUGCAUAAAUGUAACAGAAAAACUGCCAUUCUACUUCCGAAGGCCCCCUGUGAAUAUGGCAAUAGAUCGAGGCAUUUACUUUGAACUUCUUUAUACGCCUGCCAUCAAAGACUCCACAAUGAGAAGAUACACAAUUUCAAAUGCGAUCAGCCUGAUGCAGAUCUGCAAAGGAAAGAAUAUUGUCAUAUCUAGUGCAGCUGAAAGGUCUCUAGAACUACGAGGUCCUUAUGACGUGGCUAAUCUAGGUUUGCUGUUUGGCCUGUCAGAAGGUGAAGCCAAGGCAGCUGUAUCUACCAACUGCAGGGCCACCAUGCUUCAUGGAGAAACUCGGAAGAGUGCCUGUGGGAUAGUGUACACAGUGAAGAAGCCUCGCAAGGUUGAGGAGGAAGAAACACUGCCAGCCUGCAAAAAAGCUAAGACUCAAGCUUGAGGACUGAAUCAGUUGUCAACAAGAACCUCCAUCCCAUCUUUACCCAGUGUUGAGACUUCUUCCUCCCUCCAGCUACUCCCAUUCCUCCCUUACUAAUUUAUUUAGCCUGGAGAAGAAUUCUGGUGCUCAAGUGAGGAAAGCUGUGGGAAUGAGGCUGCUGUAUGGUAGUUCACCACACCUAAAAGGUCAUGCUGGGCUUCUGGCCAAGGUCAGGAGACUCUCUCUCCACCCUGUCUUAGGUCUUCUGAAGAUAGUGCAAACUCAACACGAUAUUUAUAACAGAAAUUUUCAGUUGUACAAGUGCAUUCCUUUUUAAUUAAAAAUGUUUCUAAGAA
Messenger RNA from Neopsephotus bourkii (Bourke's parrot), 1155 nucleotides. RefSeq names its product ribonuclease P/MRP subunit p30 (gene RPP30). NCBI's taxonomy places the organism in Eukaryota, Metazoa, Chordata, Aves, Psittaciformes, Psittacidae. Bases 17 to 820 code for a protein of 267 amino acids. The record is from RefSeq and is a predicted model, not a curated record. Gene Ontology annotation, cellular component: nucleolar ribonuclease P complex. Gene Ontology annotation, biological process: tRNA processing. Gene Ontology annotation, molecular function: RNA binding. The transcript has 11 exons.